Molecule: messenger RNA, 1320 nt
Organism: Rangifer tarandus platyrhynchus (Svalbard reindeer)
Lineage: Eukaryota; Metazoa; Chordata; Mammalia; Artiodactyla; Cervidae
Source: the annotation of a GenBank genome assembly
AUGGCACUGUCUCUCAUCCAAGCGUGCCGCAGCCUGGCGCUCUCAACAUGGCUGCUUUCCUUUUGUUUCGUGCAUCUGGUCUGCCUGGACUUCACCGUGGCCGAGAAAGAGGAAUGGUACACCGCCUUCGUGAACAUCACCUACGCCGAGCCCGCGCCGGAUUCCGGGGCCGGGGCGGCGGGCGGCGGCGCCCCCGCCGAGCUGCACUCGGAGAAGACCGAGUGCGGGCGCUACGGGGAGCACUCGCCCAAGCAGGACGCCCGCGGGGAGGUGGUCAUGGCCAGCUCGGCCCACGACCGUCUGGCCUGCGACCCCAACACCAAGUUCGCCGCCCCGGCCCACGGCAAGAACUGGAUAGCCCUUAUCCCCAAGGGCAACUGCACCUACAGGGAUAAGAUCCGGAACGCGUUCCUGCAGAACGCCUCCGCCGUGGUCAUCUUCAACGUGGGCUCCAACACAAACGAGACCAUCACCAUGCCCCACGCAGGUGUGGAAGACAUCGUGGCAAUAAUGAUUCCUGAGCCCAAAGGGAGGGAGAUAGUAAGCCUGCUGGAGAGAAACGUCACUGUGACAAUGUACAUCACCAUUGGGACCCGGAACUUGCAGAAAUACGUGAGCCGUACCUCGGUUGUGUUUGUAUCCAUCUCCUUCAUCGUCCUCAUGAUCAUUUCCCUUGCCUGGCUGGUCUUCUAUUAUAUCCAGAGGUUUCGAUAUGCAAAUGCCAGGGACAGGAACCAGCGUCGACUGGGAGAUGCUGCAAAGAAAGCAAUCAGCAAGCUUCAGGUCAGGACCAUCAAGAAGGGUGACAAGGAAACGGAGCCGGAUUUUGACAACUGUGCUGUUUGCAUUGAGGGGUACAAGCCCAACGAUACCGUCCGGAUCUUGCCCUGCCGGCAUCUUUUCCACAAGUGCUGUGUUGACCCCUGGCUCCUAGACCAUCGCACCUGUCCCAUGUGCAAGAUGAACAUUCUUAAAGCCCUAGGGAUCCCGCCCAACGCCGACUGCCUGGACGACGUGCCCAUCGACUACGAGGGAUCUCUGGGAGGUCCGCCCACCAACCAGAUCACAGGCGCGAGUGACACGACUGUAAACGAAAGCUCGGUCACUUUGGACCCUGCUGUCCGGACUGUGGGAGCCUUGCAGAUCGUCCAGGACCCAGACCCCACCCCUCAGGAGGGAGAAAUCAUCUUCACCACCAACAGUGAGCAGGAGCCGGCUAUAAGCAGUGAUUCUGAUAUCUCACUGAUCAUGGCGAUGGAGGUUGGACUGUCUGAUGUAGAACUUUCCACCGACCAAGACUGCGAAGAGGUGAAGUCUUGA